AUGACAGCUCAAAUGCCGCGGACAUUUCAGGACCUUGCUGCGAAUGGCUCAAUAGAAAGCUGGAUUUUCGGAGGUCGCGACAAGAGUGCGUCCACGGGUACGACCGCCCCCGCCAAGGAAAACCCCACCCUGCCGCCGCCCGCCAACUCGGGCUCGGAGCCUUCCCCAAUCAUCAGUGACAUUUUGCCCCCCCGAACCGCAACCCAUAGCCCGGCAGUCCAAUUUGCCCCAACUGCACAGGGAGAUGCCGGCCUCAAAGGUACAAAGUAUACUACCGAUGCUGAAAGGAGAAAAGCCAUCUCUGAAGCUUUGAAACGACGACGCACUUCGGGAGCCAAUGACCAAAGCCAUGGCCAGCACAAAAAGUUGCAAACGGGCAACUUUCAACCCACAGUUAUAUCACCCGUCCCUCUGCCGACCUAUGUCUCUGCUCAAGAUCAGUCCCGUCCCACUGUCUCUGCACCAGCACCAGCAUCAUCGUCGUCUACUUCGGAGACUUCUGAUGUCGAGAUGAUGGACCAGUUGGACCCUGUUUUCCCACCAGAAAACAUCCCGGACGACAGUAACGAUGGUGACUGGGAAGAGGGGUCGCAAGUAGGUGAGGUCUCUAUCGUCACAAACCCCGUAAACAGCCAGGUUCAGGCCGAGGCCGCCGAAGUAGCAAAGGUCGAACCGCACGCCCUAGACCUCACUCCAUCCGGACGACCCUACUUGCGUUGGAAUAAUGAGUCUAUGUACGGUACCACUAUACCAGAUGGAUAUGAGUGGUCCUCGGCUCGUCCUGGCUUUCCCUGGAUCUGCCCUGUUCGAUCGUGUCGGAAGCUUUUUCCUGCCAUAAAGCAGCUAGGUGGACAUUUCGUCCGUCAACAUCGAGGUUCCCUAUUGCACGACAAUAUGGACGGAACUCUCUCGGUACGAGGACAUUAUGCCAAACUCCGGGAUGGUGAAGGUCAAGCUUCGGGUGCCAAACCGAAACCGGGCAUUGUGGUCUCGGUAGGAGCUUUGGACCCGUCUGAACCUCCAAUGGUCGCUCCCUCGCUACCGGAACAAGGACACGGACGAUACGAUGUCGACAACAGCCAGCCUCCAUCGGGAGCUGGAAGCGAAUAUAGUGGUGCCCAGAGUCCUAUGACCAGUCUUGCCAAAACUUCUCCGACCGUUUCAUCUUCUGACGGCUUCGAGUUUGCUUCACCGGGAAGAAGGUACACGGAAUGGGAUGAUGACAACGGAGACCCUAGAUCGCUAUGCGGAGUCAUGAUUCCUGCUGGAUAUACUGAGCGUUCGGGACCGAGACCGUUCCCGUGUCCUAUCAGAAGCUGCGAGACAAAGUGUAUAAAGGUGAAGGAUCUGGGUUUUCAUUUCUCGGUACGUCUCCUGGCUGGUGAACGCUCCCAUUAUGCGAGUUAUCUCAAAGACAACGGAGAUGGGAGCUUUGAUCUCGUUGGUGUAUAUGCCCCCAAGCGAGGCAACAUUGGCCCAAGCGGCAAGAUCCUUCACCCGCGCCCCUCGAUUGUUGUCGCCAAAACGCGGCCCGAUGGGUCGGUUGAGUGGGCGGCGAACUGGUGGGUCUUGCGGCAUCAUAUGUUGUCUGCUACUGCUGCUGCCGAUGUGCCCGUGGGCGAUGAAGCACUGGCUAAUCGGAGUUGGCCGCCAAAAAGCACCUGGGAUCAUUUGGAGGCGGAAGAGAAAACUAGUCAGGGGGCGGUGGCAGAAGAGAACGCCAGUCGGAUGGCGGCGGAGCAGCAGAGGGCAGCGGAACGGCAGAGGGCAGCGGAACAGCAGAGCCCGGCGGAACCAAUGGCCAAUGUGAUGGCAGGAAGGCCACUUAGAAGAAUACCGGGAACCAACCGGGUUCAUAUGAAUGUUUGGCUCCCGGGGGUUAAGACGCCCGGGGCUAUGAGGAAGGAACAACAACAACAAUAUCGUAUGCACACACUGAGAUGGUCGGAUGUGCAUCAAAGGCCCGUGCCACCGCGUCCAAAGUCUCCACAAGCUGCGCAGGCUACAGCCCAGGCUCAGCAGGUUGUUCCACAGGCCCCUCAGGUCUCGCAAGCUGAACGGCCGGCGGAUAUUGCGCGCGACGCUGCCGUGGAGGGGGUUGAGGAAGAACAUGAGGGUGUUUCCACUCGGUACAAGCUGAGGGCGCGGACUUCUGAGUCGGGACUUUUCCACCCACAGGCGCCGCCCCCAGCUCCACCAGAAACUGAUGAGUCUAUCCCAGAAGAACCAGCCCCACCACCACCCAUCGUAAAACACCAGCGGCGGCAACCCAAAAGCCGCAUUUUGGAAGGUAUACCAUCAUCCAACGGUGUCCAAACCACGGGCUUCGUCAUCGCGGAGCAAGUUUUGGAAAUGGAAGACUGGGAGGUUGCGCCGGGGCGGAUCAGGGAGAUGGACCCCAAAUCCGAGAGCAUUGCCUUUUCCAAGUCUUUUCUUUCGAGCACGCAUGCUGUGGAGGUGUGCGAGGAUGUGGCUUUCCGGGUGGAUGUUAUCAGGAGCGGUCAGACUUUCAAGAUCGAGGGGGAGGAGAACCAGAUCAGGCUGGUGUCGCUUGCUUCGGGGAAGUUGAGGGUCAAGAUUGGGGAGGAGCCUGAGUUUGUGAUGGGGCCGCAUGGGAUGUUCAAGGUCAAGGCGGGGGCGAGGUGUACGGUGAGGAACAGGAUGUAUGUGGAGGCUAUUAUUCAUACGACGGUUUUGAAUGGGUUUUCUUGA
Podospora anserina S mat+ is the source of this 2712-nucleotide messenger RNA. RefSeq lists its product as uncharacterized. Lineage: Eukaryota; Fungi; Ascomycota; Sordariomycetes; Sordariales; Podosporaceae. The transcript is spliced from 6 exons. The record is from RefSeq and is a predicted model, not a curated record. Bases 1 to 2712 code for a protein of 903 amino acids.